Messenger RNA from Neodiprion fabricii, 8664 nucleotides. It is a transcript of the gene Ent3, whose product is annotated as equilibrative nucleoside transporter 4. Gene Ontology annotation, cellular component: plasma membrane. The coding region runs from base 218 to 2083 and encodes 621 amino acids. Lineage: Eukaryota; Metazoa; Arthropoda; Insecta; Hymenoptera; Diprionidae. Gene Ontology annotation, biological process: nucleoside transmembrane transport. The record is from RefSeq and is a predicted model, not a curated record. Gene Ontology annotation, molecular function: nucleoside transmembrane transporter activity; monoamine transmembrane transporter activity. The transcript is spliced from 10 exons.
AAAUAAUUCAGCCAGAAAUACGGCGGACGUAUAUCACAAGAGAAUCUUAACUAAGAUUACGUAUUAUGUGAGAUAAUUAAGAAAUAAACUGCUUAUCAAGUGAAACUUGUGAAGAUUGUAUCUAAACUUCAUAUUAAAACAACUGAGCAAACUUGUCGCAGUUUAUUCAGGGAUGUGUUGAAACGCAUGCUACUUUCAUUCGCCAAUUCUACACAAUAUGGAUGAAAAUUUGAGCAGAGGAUACGUUCAGCUGGGCAAAGCUCGCGGUAUGAACGAAUUCAAGUUUACAAAUGGUUUCGCUCAUUUGUCACCUCCGGUCGACAAGUGCAACUUUGUGUAUCUUGCCCUGGUAUUGGCAGGUGCGGGAUUCUUAUUGCCGUACAACAGCUUUGUGAUCGCUGUCGAUUAUUUUCAAGCGCGAUAUCCUGGAACUACAAUCAUUUUUGACAUGUCAUUGGUUUAUAUAACGAUGGCCUUUUUCGCGGUGUUUGCAAACAACGUAUUGGUUGAAACUUUGUCUCUGAACACCAGGAUAACCUUUGGGUACCUAGUGUCCUUUGUGACAUUGAACUUUGUCGUUAUUUGUGAAAUCUGGUGGGAACUAUUCGGCGUUAAAGCAUCAUACACUAUCAACUUGGUUGCCGUUGCUGUCGUGUCUUUGGGUUGUACAGUUCAACAGUCGAGUUUCUACGGUUAUACUUCAAUGCUCCCAAGUCGGUAUACUCAAGCCGUCAUGGCUGGAGAAAGCGCUGCUGGUUUCUGGGUGUCAACUAACCGUAUAAUAACGAAAUCCUUGGUCAACGACGAACGUGGUAACACAUCAAUGUUCUUUGUCUUAUCCAUCCUGACAAUAGUGAUGUGCUUUGUGCUACAUCAGGUUGUGCGGCAGACGGAUUUCGUCCAGUUUUAUAUCACACUGUGCCAAGAAAGGUACAGAAUAACCUUAGAGCCCGCGGAGGACGUUGGUUUGAUGGAUCCUUUGGACCACGUCGGAGAUCCAUCGAAAGGUCAGUAUGGCGUUCUGAAACUCCAAACCAGCCCCCUGGCUACCGACUCUGCUGCCGCCGAAAAUGUCGAUGCUGCGAGUAACGGACAGUAUUCAGCCUUUUCAUUCAGCAACCCGGUCUACGAGCCCGGCGCACCAUCUGGAAAUCCUUCCAACAGUGCUGGUCCAACCUACAAGGUUGAAGAUAUCGUCGUUCGUGCUCGCGGAACCUGCGGAACCCGAAACAACAGGCCAUGGUCUGGAAUUAAGAGAGGUCUAUUGGCACGACUAGAAGUUGCAAAAUUAAUCUUUCCAUACAUGACAAGCAUAGGAGUUGCUUACUUUGUCACGCUCUGCCUCUACCCAGGAAUAGUUUCAGAAAUUAUAUCCUGCAAGUUUGAAUCGUGGAUGCCGGUGAUUUUGAUGGCCGCUUUCAACGCAGCAGAUCUUCUGGGCAAGGUCUUAGCCUCGAUCCCAUACGAGUGGACUCGUACACAGCUACUAUACUUUUCUGGAGCACGUGCGAUUCUCAUUCCCCUGUUCCUGUUGUGCGCUAUUCCAAGACGAGCGCCGAUUUUGUCGGGCGAAGGCUAUCCGUUAUUGUUCUCGCUACUCCUAGGCUUGACCAACGGAAUUGUUGGAAGUGUACCCAUGAUUCAAGCACCCAGCAAGGUACCCGAGGAACACAGAGAAUUGACGGGCAACAUCAUGACACUCUCUUACACGACGGGACUGACCGUUGGAUCUCUACUGGCAUACAUGCUUGAUGCUUGCCUGGGACCCCCGCUCCAAACGAAAGACAUAUGUCCAAAAGUCCGGAAGAUCAUAUCAGCUACAGUCAACUCUACAUCAUCAAUCCUCAUGCAAACAACUACAAUGGCGACAAUCACUACUGGCCUUCCAAUGGUAGAUAGACUGACGAGAAUUCCUGCAUUGAAAACUAUCACGACCGCAGUCACCGCUGCCAUAGCAACCACGGUAUUUUCCAACGACACAACAACGUUUUCCAACACCAGUACACUCAACGCUAUGACAACUGCACUACCAAAAUUUUUGGCUAAUGCAACCGCGGCGAGCAACGCAAUUUUACCACAUUAAAGUAACCUGCGGCAGCUAACAUACAUAUAUUGCCUCAUUUGACUCUCCGUUUUCAUACUAGAUUUCCACGACCCAGAAAUUUUUGAAUUAAUAGUAUAUUAUGUAACAAGAGAAUAAUUUCCUUUGAUUCCUAUUUUACAUAUAGGACGUUAUUUCCGACUCAACUCUGGUCACAUUAUUAACUUGAAAAGAAAGGAAGAGAAAAUUCAAACCACGUUUACAAGUAAUGCAUGGAUGUACGACGGCGGGAGUGAAGGUGUGGGAGCAGGGGGGGGGGGCGGGCUCCACCUCCUAAAAAAUAUAUGUUCUAAAUAUAAAAUAAAAUUUUAGAAAAUCUUAGAAAUACGCUGAAAAUAAUUGUGCGGCAUUUAGUGUAUAUUAGUAGCAUCAACAAUUGAAAUGAUAAUCAAUGCUAAUACGGAAAGAUGUAGUUCGAAAUGGAAAAGAGAGAGAGAAAACCACAAAAAUUGAGCAAGUCUUACAGUAGUCGCUAAUGAUGUACAACAUCUAACCUGCGUCGUGCUGAUCAAGUUAAGGUUAGCAGAACUAACAGUUGAUAGCCGUGUCUUCUUUCUCUUUAUUCGUCUCUCUCUCUCUCUCUCUCUCUACCUCUCUUUACUAUUUUUUUUUUUACUAUUUACCAUUUACUAUCUUUAUAUUGAUACGAAACUUCUGAUAUUUUACUCUAGUACCUAUGUUAUCCUAUUUUUAUUUUUAGGACACCUAUCCAUUGUAUUGUAUGGAGUUUGCAUGUGAGGUAGUUUUGUUUGCAAUAUUAUUUAUAUUUGAUAUGCUUCUCGAUAUGUAUAUGUGGGAACGAGAGUGAGCCGGCUUUUUUUGUUUAUAUUAUUAAUUUCUUAUUAUUUUCAUAUUUAUUUCUGAGAUACCUGCUUGCGCUCACCGUGUUUACUUUACUGUCUUACUAUUUCACUCUUAUAACUUUUAUCCUAUUUUUAUCUUUCAGACACCUGUCCACUGUUUAAUAUGAAAAGUAUGUGUAAGACAGUUCUGUAACAUUAUUAUUUUACAUUUUGGUGUGCGUCUCUAAACCUAUGUGUGGGAAAUGAGAAUGAGCUGGCUUUGCUCUAUGUUGUUUUAUACUAUUAUUUUUAUAUUUAUUUUGAGUUAUCUGAGUGCUGUAACUCCAUGUGUUUAUCUUAGUAUCUUAUUGUAUUGUUUUACACUAUUUUAAUUUUUUUUUUUUUAUUUAUGUUUCCUCUGUAUUUCUUAUGUUUCAUUUUUCGGUUCUGCUGUACAUAUAUACAUGGUUCUAGCCAUUUGGCAGAUGUCAGCUUUCGCUUAGUAAAUUUUCUUUGUCAGUCAGUUAUCAGUCAAUCUCUCUCUCUCUCUCUCUCUCUCUCUCUCUCUCUCUCUUUCUCUCUCUUUCUCUCUCUCUCUCGACUCUCUCUUUCUCUGUGAGUACAUUCUGUUAUCUUGUUUUUCGUUCCGCUGUUUUCUUGACAUAUCUCUGCUGUCUCUUGCCCACGGGCGUUCUUUUUUGCAGAACAUAGCACGCACAAAAUUGCUAUUCACCUCCAUAAAUAGAAUUCUUUCCUCGGUGAGCUGUUUUUGGGAAAAGUGAGGUGAAAAGCAUUUGGAAUCCUAACCCUACUUCUUCUACGGCAUCGUCAACAAUUGCUGUCUCUCUCUCUGAUACUGGGCUAUGCGCAUGCGUCAAAGCUUGGAUGCGAUUGGAGAUCGUGCCUGCUGUCUUGUUUCUGCUUCUCCAAUGAUUGCGUCGUGAUCUACCACUCACUGUUCGAUGAUUCUGCCUGAGCUGCUUGGUAAUUACUACUAAUAGUUAUCUGCUAUACUGACUGUUCCACGGCUCUACUGAGCCGCGCUGUCAACUCCUUCCGCGCUGUCGAACGUGCUAAAUUCAUACAAUAGAUCAGCGAUAUGAAUUCCAUCGAAACUCCGUCAGAGAUAUCGGCAUCUUGUAGCAAGACUCUUCUCAGAACAAUAUUCGAUUUACUUGACAAGAAUAACGCCAAGUUCAUGUCGGUAAUUACAGACUUGAGCAACUCAGUGAAAAUGUCGGCGAAUAAGCUAAUCGAGAUUGCGAAUUUAGUCAAUGUAAAUCAAAAAAAUAUUCAUCGUCUAGACCAAUGUUACGUCGAAAUUUCUCGUCAGAUAAAAGAACUUCGCUUGUCCGGACCGUUAGUGUCAAAAUCAACAGAAGCUGGCAUAACCCUAUCUGGUAUUCCCGUCUCAAUUGAUGAUACACCGAAUGAAAUAGUGGGAAAAAUUUUCUCUUCUCUAGGGAUACCCGAUCUAAUGGGAGAAAUUGUUGAGAUCCGUAAAGUUGCUCGUAAGCCAGCCUCUGUUGAUAAUGAAUCACAAAUUCAAUUGCCAAUAACUUCUAAUUCUCUCAUUGUUAUUCUUAAAUCGCCGAGGGUACGUGAUCGCAUCAGUGAGAUAAAGCGCGCCAAAUUAAACCUUGCGGUCGGCGAAGUGUUUGAAAAUGAAAAUGAGUAUGGAAAGAUUCUUGUAAACGAGUUGUUAUCAUCGACGAAGUAUAACUUACUACGUAAAGCGAAAGCUAAAUGUAACAUUGGUGGAUGCAAGUAUUUUGGUCUCGGUCUGGGCGUAUCUUUGCUCGCAAAGAUGAUGGAUAUGCGCGGAUCGAAAUUCUCACUGACGCUGAUAUCGAUAAACUUGUAUAAUUUAUUAUGUACACUGUUUUGACUUAUAUUUCUUUUUGACUACAGCUUUAUUUUUACUUCUCGUAUUACUCUUUAUUACUGAUCUGAGAAUUUAUCCGCCCAUCCACGUGAAUUGGUUGUUUUUGUUUUUUCUAUUCAUCUAAAAUUAAAUUCAAACUUGUAUAUUUGGUCGUUGUUGUUUCUACUCUUGCUUAUAUCAUCUAAAAGAGAGCAUUACUAUUUCACGACUAUGUAUCUAUAUAUUUUUCUUUACAAACUGUUUUACGAUUAUCUUUAAUUUACUUCAGCGUACUCUGCAUGUAUGACAUUACAAUAGUUAAGUCUUAGCGCUGCGUAUUUCAUUUUGCUAAUUCUUUUUAAUUAUGUUUCUCAUGCUUAUUCAUAUGUUAUUCUUACUGUGUGCACUAUUAAUGUACUUCAUUGUUUAUUUUACGUCUAGCCCCAAAGCUUUGCUAGGGCUUAAUUAAAUAAUCAAAAUCAAAUCUCUCUCUCUCUCUCUCUCUCUCUUUCUCUCUCUUUCUCCUUUCGCACCUAAUGAAAAUGUUUGUGUUCGCCGUGCUCGCUAACACGCUGCAGCACACACGCCACCUGUAGGCCACACCGAAGAAUCAUGUAGUAAAUUGAGUAAAUCGAAUAGCGCGCGCAUUUCCCUACUUCCUGUUACACAUUUCCGUCGCAUUCACGAAAUUAGUCCCACCCAAUGCCACAUACUGAGAGCUAAGAUGUUACGUCAAUUUGCGGAAAAUACGAGAUCAUAUUUCCGGCAAAUGCUUUAAGAGGGAAUAAUGUGCUACUUUCAUCCCGCUGCUCAGGUUAAAAAAGUUAACAUUAUGGUUGAGUCGGGAAUAAAGAUGUUGUUUUCGAACUAAGCGCAGCUCCAAUUCUUCUCGCAAGCUAAUAAUAUCGUGUUGCUUAGUUUCAUAAAUAUCUCCAGACAUUUCCAAAAAAUGCAUAGUUUUCGGGAUACAUGAAAUUGAAAAUUAAGUGGUGUCGAUUCAUAAUUUUACUAAAGUGUGUAACCGAAGGGAUGAUUUGUAGUUAUUGCAUAUACAGGGAAUUUUCACGCAUGCAUCGCGCAUUAUGUCCGAUUUUCUGUAAACGAAGACUGUACGUAAUAGAUGGAAAUCAAUGUGCACUAUUGAAGUAAUCAUUCGCUGAAGAUUUGAGAAUAUUGUGCCAACAUUUCUAUGCAUCCCAAUCGAAGCUAAGCUUAUCUACGUCUUCAGUAGCGCUACAAUAUUUUCAUAACACUGAAUGCGUGUUUUGAUAUCACUUAAUACAAAACGUUGAGAGUGCUGUUAAUGAUUGGCUUUUGCUGUCUACAUCACCGUUGGGGCAGUUGAGAAUUGUAUUUCCCGUGAUAACGAACUUGCUCAACCGGGUAACCAAGUAUGAAUAUAAAAUGCAAGAACUGGCAACCGAACAUACCAUGACGUAUAGUCGGAAGUACACUGUGUAUUAUCAUUUCUGUUGAAAUUGGAAAUUUUCGUUUUGUACCGUUUGGCUUACAAUUACAAUUAUUAUAUGAUUGGAUAUAUGUAUUCUUGCGAAAUCCAAAAACCGUGUGAUCCUCGAAAUGAAACUGACGUAGACCUGGCUUUUGAUUUCUUAAUUAUUAACUAUGAAAAUAUAUUUUAUGUGAACUGUGAAAUGGUGCAUUAAAUUUCUAUCACCGUAUAAUUAUUGUACUAUAGCAAUAUCCUCAGCGCGUUAAACAUUGUAUAAAUAUUAUGUAUCUAAUAACGGAAAUGUUUAAUGUCAAAUGCAGGGCUGAUUCUCGUGUAAUAAUGUUGAUAUAGCGCACGUAUAAAAAGUAAGAAUAAUAAUGAAAGUACGUGACGCUGAUAGGUAGGUACUCACAAUUUGUAUAUUUUAGAAACUAAUAAUUGAAAAGCAUCUUGUUUCGCCGAUAUUGUUGAAAAUACGACGCUUAUACGGAUAGUUGAAAAAUUUUACCAAUAUUAAUAAUCUGCUCAUUUAACUAUUAUAAUCAUCGUUUCUUUGGUUUCAUUUUUUUUUCACUCAAUUGAUUGCAUAACAGUUUCCUCGGACAUGCAUUUUGCAUACAUCAGGAAACUGUACCUUUCAUAAUAUUAACUGUCACAACCUGAGUUGUGUUUCGCAAAGUUAUUCGAAAAUGGACAACAAUAAAACACGGCACUAGGAAGCAUAAUCAAAAACUUUCACUAACUACAUAUCUGUAAUUUUUGCGAUGUGCAAAUCCUAAGAAUCGGCAAGACAGAUUUGAAAUAUCAGUAUUCUAUGUAUCAAAUCUCAAAUAGAUAUAAAUUUUCAUUCAUCAAAGGCCGCGCCACAUAUCAUGUGAUAAUGUAAAUAGGGUAGUCAUACUGAAGGAUUUAUCUUACAAUCGAAAAUUCACUGAGAUAUAGAGCUAUGAAAAAUUUGUACAAGCACAGGCUAGAAAUUAACAAAUUAGUCACUAUGGACGUUAGAUCAAAAUUCCGUUUUUUUCGUGCCAUACUGUGUGCAAAAAAUGUUACGAAUUGAUUUUGAAAAAUACAAAAGACCGAUGUAACGGUGUCCCUGAUUUACAAAUCAAUUCUUCAUAUGUUUUAAAGACACUGUUCCAAGAUCUUGGAAAAAUUCAAACCACGUUUGUAAUAUUAGCAGAACCAUGUUGAAAAAAUCGAUCAUUACGGAUACCAUGAUUAGUUGAUCUUGAGGUGCUAAUUAGGUGUCCUAUUCAAAAAUUAGGUGCUCGAUUCCGUUACCGAUAAAAAAGAAUUUUCACUUUAAGCUGCUGACACAAUGUCAUGCUGGCAGUGCAUAGUCUAAAAACGCGGAAUAUUGGCUAUGGAAAAAAUUGCUUUACGCAGGAAUUAGGUGCUCUUUAGGUGCCAUAUUCAAAAAUUAAGUGCUCAAAUUCAUUAUCUUAAAAAAUGUAUUGCCACUUCGAAAUAUCAUCAAAUAAUGGCAGUAAAAAAAAAUUGGUUGACUCAGGAAUUGGGUGUUCUUUAGGUGCUUAUUGCGUGGUUUAAGAGCUUUUAAAUAUCAGCGGUGACAAUUUUUGAUUUUCAAUCUUUAGUAAUUAACAAAAAAAGAACCUUUUUUUCGAUAACCAAUAUUCCGCGUUCUUAGACUAUGUGCUGCCAGCAUGACAUUGCGUCAGCAGCUCAGAGUGAAAUUUUUUUUUUAUGGGUAAUGGAAUCGAGUACCUAAUUUUUGAAGAGGGCACCUAAUUAGUACCUAAAGACCACCUAAUUACGGUAUGUGUAAUGAUCGAUUUUUCCAACAUGGUUCUGCUAACAUUACAGACGUAUGCUCAGAUACGUUAGUAACAAUUAACGUAUAACAACAAUUAAUAAUCCAGUAAUAAAAUUAUAAGAUGAGUAUUGGAAAAUGUUUUCAUGACGUCAGAGCCUGGUUGUCGGCGCCAUCUUAUCACCAGAUAACCUAAGUUUUUAAUUUUAAUGAAGGAAAAUCGUAAUUCUUGGGGUUUCAAAUCGCUCAUGACACAUAAAUUAAUGAAACUUAAUCAAUAAUAUACCAUUUCUAUAGCUUAAUUAAUUGUUUGGAAGUUGGUAAAGUUUGAUAUUGCCUUGUCUGUGGCUCCAAUGAUUUUAGUCUAUUCUUAUUAUUCCUCAUUAUUUCAAGUAAUAGGUCUUUAUUUUGGGGAUGGCGUGCGUCGAUAGUGGCGACCGCUGUUCAGAAGCUUCUACAACCUGCUACGAACUUUCAGACUGUUCUACAUGUUUGUAUUGGCUUCUACUCUUACGUGUUCGAUUGUCAUAUUUAUUUAAUAGACCUUCCCAGAUUUAUAUUGUGAGAAUAUUUUCUAUACGUGGAAAAUUACGUGCACAUCAGACUCCAAAAUAUAUAAGAAUUGUGUAUAGUAAUGAAAGUGAAAGUGUAAGAUGUUAUUAAACGAAAUAAAUUAUCACAAUUUCACGGUAA